Molecule: messenger RNA, 3409 nt
Organism: Cornus florida
Lineage: Eukaryota; Viridiplantae; Streptophyta; Magnoliopsida; Cornales; Cornaceae
Product: ribonuclease E/G-like protein, chloroplastic
Exons: 13
Coding region: 35-3178 (1047 amino acids)
Biological process (GO): rRNA processing
Cellular component (GO): cytoplasm
Molecular function (GO): RNA binding; RNA nuclease activity
Source: RefSeq, a predicted model, not a curated record
UACAUUGUCAAAUAAAUAAAAUAAUAUAUAUAUAAUGUUGUCAUUUAAGGAAAAAAAAAUAAUUUGCUUGGGUGCAUUUGGUGAAAAGACGAAAAGACCCAGAUGUUUGUCUUCCUUAUCUUUCUUCGAUAGAGCGAAGAGAGAGCCGUUGGACGAACCUGACCCUUCUUCACAGACCCGUAUCGAAUUCAGAGAUGGUCAGAUUCUCUGUAAGAAUUCUCUCGCCUUUGGCUGCUGGGUUUUGGAGAUGGAUAUUCUCAUGUCUCCUAGUGAACACGCUAAUUUAUGGAAUGCUGAAGUGAAGGCACCUUAUGGGAGAAAUUUGAAGUGCAAUUAUUUUAAAAAAGGAGACAUGUGGCUUUCAUGUGACAUCCAUUGGAGGCCCAGAACUGAAGUUUCUCACUCAGCACCUCUUCUUGCAAAGCAAAGUAGAAAAAUUGUGAUGAGGGAUCCGCGGAUAAGAUUUCAUACUAAAAAGCUUCCAGCUCAUAUCCUGGGGUCCUGGAUUGAGGCAACAUGCCUUCCCCUAAGGCCUUUCAUUUUAGCUCCGGCUAGAGAUGAAUACAAGAUUGUCAAAUGUUUUAAAAGUGAUUCUUUGUUGUCAAAGCAAUUCUUAAGUGAUCUUGCGGUCAACUCUGAGUUUUACUCUAAUGAUACAGCCACUGAAAUUAGUAAGGACUCACAUUCUGAUAUCUUAAAUGAGAGAGACCAGCCUAUUGAGGAGCCCUGGCUACUCCAAUCGUCUCUCCACUCUUUCUAUGUUGCACGCUCAAAUGCUUCCGGUGGUUCGACUGACGAAGACGAAGUUUUAAGAUGCCUUAGUGGAGAUCUUAAGUCAAUCUCUUUUGAUCAAUCUGCAUUGAAGGCUCAAUCCUUCUCGAAAUGUGAGGAUACAGUUAGUGCUGUUAACAUGGUAUCUGAUCCACAUACUUUAUCUGAAAAAGAUCAGCUUGUCGAAGAGCCCUGGUUACUCCAGUCAUCUCUACUUCUUCCCGAGUCUAUUGCAAAUUCUGAUGCGUCCAAGAGUGAAGAGUCUCUUAAAGAUGAGGCAGCUCACACAGAGUUUCAUGAUCAGCAUCACCAAGCUACAGAAAUUCUGUUGCCUGAAGAAGAUGGUAAUAGAAUUUGCCAGGAUAACUCUAUUUCAACAGUUAUAUUGAUUAACUCUUCUAUAUGUACCAUGCAAAGAAUUGCCGUACUGGAAGAUGGCAAACUAGUUGAGCUAUUAUUGGAACCCGUUAAAAAUAAUGUGCAGUCCGAUAGUGUUUAUCUCGGAGUAGUCACAAAACUUGUUCCCCAUAUGGGCGGUGCAUUUGUGAAUAUUGGGAGUCCUAGACCCUCUCUUAUGGACAUAAAACACAAUAGGGAACCAUUUAUUUUCCCUCCAUUUCGUCGUACUAAGAAAGAAAAAGAAGUAAAUGGCUCUGUGUUUGGUAUGCUUAGGGAGCAUUCAAAAGCUUAUGAAAGUGAACACAGUUCACAUGAUGGUGGAGUUACUGAUGAGAUUAGGGAGCAUGAAAUUGAGGAUGAUUCAUAUAUGCAUGAUGACUUUCAGGAGGAUGAUAUUGAGGAUGACUUUGAUGUUCCUGAAGUUCUUAAGGAAAAUGUUAAUGGCAGUGUAAUUGGUUCUAGUAUGGUGGAAACUGAUUUCGGGUGCUACUUUAAUCAGUUAGAUCCAAAUGCAAAUGCUGGCAAAGUCAUUCCUGUUGACAUGGGGUUUUCUCAUGAUACAAAACCUUCUGAUCUUCAAGACAUGAAAUAUUGUAACGAUAAAUCCAUAGUUGAAAAUAAGUGGGCCCAAGUUCGUAAAGGCACCAAAAUAGUUGUACAAGUUGUUAAAGAGGGUUUGGGUACGAAGGGCCCCACAUUGACUGCCUAUCCAAAGUUAAGGAGCAGAUUCUGGCUUUUGAUUACUCGUCGCAAUAGCAUUGGGAUUUCAAAGAAAAUUUCUGGUGUUGAGCGUACACGUUUGAGAGUCAUAGCAAAAACUUUGCAGCCUCCGGGGUUUGGUCUGACUGUAAGGACCGUUGCUGCUGGCCAUUCCUUGGACGAAUUGCAGAAGGACUUGGAAAGCUUGCUUUCAACUUGGAAAGAUAUAAUGGAACAUGCAAAAUCUGCCGCUCUUGCUGCAGACGAAAGUGUGGAGGGGGCAAUUCCUGUUAUGUUGCAUAGGGCAAUGGGUCAAACACUCUCAGUUGUUCAGGACUGUUUUAAUGAGAAGGUCAAGAGCAUGGUAGUUGAUUCUCCAAGAACAUAUUAUGAGGUUACCAACUAUCUUCAAGAAAUAGCACCUGAUCUUUGUGACCGUGUUGAAUUGUAUAGUAAAAGAACUCCUAUUUUUGAUGAAUAUAAUAUUGAGGAGGAGAUAAACAAUAUUAUCAGUAAAAGGGUCCCACUAGCUAAUGGAGGUUAUUUAGUCAUUGAACAAACCGAAGCAUUAGUCUCCAUUGACGUGAAUGGCGGGCAGUGCAUGCUUGGUCAGGGGACUUCACAAGAGAAAGCUAUUCUCAACGUCAACCUUGCUGCUGCCAAACAAAUUGCUAGGGAAUUACGGUUGAGAGAUAUUGGUGGCAUUAUUGUGGUAGAUUUCAUUGAUAUGGUGGAUGAGUCAAAUAAGAGAUUGGUUUAUGAAGAAGUUAAAAAAGCUGUUGAGAGAGAUCGAUCAGUGGUGAAAGUUUCUGAAUUGUCCAAGCACGGGCUUAUGGAAAUCACCAGAAAGAGGGUUCGACCUAGUGUGACGUUUAUGAUUAGUGAACCAUGCGCUUGCUGUCAUGCUACUGGGAGAGUGGAAGCCUUGGAGACAUCAUUUUCCAAAAUUGAGCAUGAAAUUUGCCGGUUAGUGGCGAUGAAGGACCAGAAGGCAGAUCCUGAAAACCCCAAGUCAUGGCCAAGAUUUAUACUGAGGGUUGAUCGGUAUAUGUGUAACUACUUAACAUCAGGGAAAAGGACAAGACUUGCAGUCUUAAGUAGUUCUCUUAAAGUGUGGAUUCUUCUGAAGGUUGCUAGAGGUUUUACACGGGGCGCAUUUGAAGUGAAACCUCUGACAGAUGAUAAGGAUUACAAUAAUCAGCACCAAGUUGGCAUUUCAAUGUUAAGGCCAACAACAGAGGUUGGAAAAUAUCCCAGUGGAAAAUUAACUCUCUUUCCUAUAAAGAAGUGGAAGACUGGUGGGAAGUGAGCAUGCCUGGUUCAGCUAACCUCAUUCUUUAUGUACAGCUCGGUCUGGUUUUAUAUGCCUUUUUUCUUUCUUUCUUUCUUUUGUCGCAUUUCUUUGGCUAGAUAAAUUUGGUAUAAAAUAGACGUUUAUAUAGUGAGAAUGACCUCAUGAUAGACUUCACGUUGAGCAACUUUCAUAUAAGAAAUAGCUCCAUUUAUAGUUUUAAGAACAUAUAUUUAUUCAGUUUCUGAA